AAUUGCUAAAAUAUUAAAUUAUUGGAAGUAAUUAUGUUGUGCAUUACUGUGAAAUUAUACAAGGAAACAAUUGCAUAAGUUUGUUUAUAAUGUUUUGUCAAUGUUUCUAUAAUAUAGACAAAUUAGAAUUUUAUAAUAUUUUAUUAUACCUAAUGUUUCAAAAUAUUUAUAUAUAUUAACAUUUAAUUAUUAUUAUAAAUAAUUCAUAAUUGAGAGAUAUUGUGACAUGUUUGAGAUAUUAAAAUUCAAUAUGGAUAAAUUUAUACACACAUUUAUACAGAAUUUAGGUUUAAGAAUUGAAUCUCAUGCCUGCAAGAAGUUUAACAAGAUUACAUAUAUAUCAAAUAUGAAUAAAUCUUAUAUAGCAAAGCAACUAUAUUCUGCAGAAGAAAUAAAAGAUAUUAAUAUACAGCAAGAUUUGGAUUUUUCUAGUGAAGAAAACAUAAAAUAUUUCAUGGAAAAGCAUGUUAAUCUCUUUGAUAAACUCACUUAUUUAAAUAAUGCACAAAUUUUAACCUCUCAUUUGAAGAAUAUUAAUACAAUGAUUCUUCAGAAAAUAAAGCUAAGAUGGAAAUAUAAUGGAAGUAUAAAAAAGAGAGAAAUUAAAACAUGGAACAAAAUUGUAACUUACAACAAGAAACUAGGAACAAAUUUAGCAAAUAAAUUGAGUGGGUCACAGGGCAAAUUAUUAUCCUCUUCAGGAUGCAAACGAAAAUAUGUAAAUUUCUCUAAUUAUAAAAGAUAUAAAUUUAAAAAGGCUGCUCUUGAAAAUUUUAAACUACUUUACCAUAACACAACAAUAUCCAAUGAUCACAGAAGUGAUAACAUUUUAGUAACAGAUAACGAUAAGAAAACAUCUUUUCUUAGGCACAGUUUACCAAACAUUAUGAUAAAUAUCACAAACAAGCAAAUAGAAAUGACUGAACAAUUUUUAUGGUUGUAUGUAAAAGAUGUAGAAUAUAUGAAAAGAAACAUACAAGUUACUCUUCAUAUCGCAAAGAAUUCAAAAUAUAAUUAUGAUACAAAGAACCAGAUAGAAUAUAAUCAAGUACUUUGUCAUCAUGCAAUUCUAUGUUUAAUUGAACCAAGUGAUAAGGGUGCUGUUUUAAUUGAAGAUAAUUUACCAGUUAUUGUUCAAAAAUAUCUCGUACAUGGUUAUAAAUACCAUUUUGAUUUUCAGAGGUAUUUUAUGAAAGACGAACAUAAUAUAUUAGCUUAG
Molecule: messenger RNA, 1219 nt
Organism: Bombus pascuorum
Lineage: Eukaryota; Metazoa; Arthropoda; Insecta; Hymenoptera; Apidae
Exons: 2
Coding region: 227-1219 (330 amino acids)
Source: RefSeq, a predicted model, not a curated record